AACGCUUAUAUGAUGUACUUUGGAUAUGUACUUUGCAUGACAAUAAAAGGGGUUGUAAAGACUGAUCAACACUCAUACAGGAUUAUGCUGACAAUAUACAGAGCACAUUUGAGAAGAAAACACAGAACAGCUUUAAGAGCAUGGAUACCACAAAAGGAGCAUCAUCACACCGUCAUGAACAGGGCCAUUAUCUAUCCGACCAGCAUAAACUGAGACUGGUCUUGGUUGGGGUGAGAGAAGCUGGGAAAAGUGCCACUGGUAAUGCCAUACUGGGUAAGAAAGCCUUUGACGAGGUCGGGGUGAAAACCAAAGUGAGCGUCUCCUGUCAGGGUCUGGUACAAGGGACGCAGGUACUGGUGGUUGACACACCAGGCUGGGAAUGGUUCAACAUCCAGGGCACCGCAGCAUCAACAUGGAUACUUAAAAAAGAGAUGAUUAGAAGUAUGACCUUGUGCCAUCCUGGUGCCCAUGCCCUGCUGUUGGUGGUGCCACUAUCAUUCUCGUUCUCCAAGCGUGAGCGUUGUGCCAUCGAGGAACACGUAGAGCUGUUUGGUCCAGAAGCCUGGAGUUACAGCUUGGUGCUCUUCACCAUCUUAGACAUAAAGCAGUUGCGUGGUUCCAGCCCACAGCAGGAAGUGCUGGAGAACGAGGACCUACAUAGACUGGUUAGGAAAUGUGGAGGCCGUUUCCAUGCCUUGUACAGCAAACCACAAGGAACUAAGGACCAGGUGGCUGGCCUACUGACUAAAAUCAAGAAGAUGGUGGCUAAUAAUAGAGAAAGUGUGCUCUCCAGUGAGGAGAUACUUGAGCGGGCCAAGGAAAGAGAGGAAGAGGAGAAGAGAAAAGAGGAGGAGGAUAGAAUCAAGAGAAAUGAGAAGAUACGGAAAAGUAAAGACAAGAAGUUAAGGAGCAGACUAAGCACAUCACAAUGUUGAACAGAGGCGCUGCAUACAGCAGUGAAUAAAGCAAAGAAAGGUAAAGCAAGGACAUCAGCGUUAAUAUUAGAAGCACUACCUACCUGCAAAUCUACAAAUCGCCACUAGAGGCCACCACUUCUCAUUUGAAAUAUUUAUGAAUACACUGUAAAUUAUAAAAUAACUUUGGGCACAUAAACCUUUUCUGAUAACUUAUUGUGAUUAUAUAUCAAAAGCACAUAAUUGCGUGGACACCAGAAGACAACCAAACCAACAUGUGUAUAGGGAUGUUUAUUUAUGUUGGGUUUCCCAAUAAACAUAUAUACAGUUCAGUCAAAAUGAAUUAUUGCCAUGUAUUUUACAAAUAAUUAUUGUAAAAUUGUAUAACAUUUGUUUCUCAUUUCUCAUAAAAGUGUAUAUACAUUUUUCAAAAUGGAGGUGCUUCAAAAAUCUUACCACAAUGUCAUAGAGAGGAAACAUUAUGGUUCCCCAAAAAAUCGUUCAGUCCAAGUUUCUUAAAAUAACUUGUUUAAUACCUCUAUAUAAUAUACAGAACCUUUGUCCACUACAAAGAAACUUUUGUGCAAAGCAAAAAUUGUGAAGCACCAUAAGUUAUAAAGAGUAAUACAUCUGCAACCUUUUCUCACUUCUACAGUACCAGUUUUUUGGGUUCAAAGUUAUUAUUAAUAAUUUACACUUCCACUCACACUGUAAAAGUUCUGUGUUGAUCUUAAAUGUUUCAACAACUUGAAUAAAUAAGUCAUUUUUUAAGUUUUUAGACUAGUUAGAAGUUGCUUUAAAUUAUAAAAAUAAAUUUGCAAGCCCAUUUAAAAAAAAACAUUUUAUAAGGAUUUUUUUAUAGUGCAGGUUUUCUGUGGUAAAAUGUAUUUUAUACUAUAAUGUAAUUUUUUAUGAUAAAAAAAAUUAUAUUUUUGUGCACUCUCGGGAAAAGGAACAAAAGCUUGGGGUGGUCUUCUUUUAAAAACACAUCUAAAUUGUGCAUAUUAGUGCUUUAAAUGUAAAUAUCUGUACAUUGGUUCCUCAAAUGUCAUAUCUGUACAUAAAUGGUACAUAUUAGGACCUUUUUAAAAGGCAACUUCCCAGAGAUAGCUUUUGUGACAGCUUUUAUCUGAUAGUGUGCAAGACUAUGGCACAGAUAAAAUUAGCAGCUUUAUCACGUCAUCUUCUGAAACAUCUGAAUGUUUUACACCACCCUUAAAUUAAUACAAAUAACACAAAAUUCAUUCACUCUGUCUAAUCUACAAAUAAGCCUGUCACCAUCCUUUCUAUAAGAUCUUGACACAUACAAACACAGUACCAUAUUUGUAUCAGAUUAUUUGUGAUUUGACAUUCUAA
Molecule: messenger RNA, 2270 nt
Organism: Paramisgurnus dabryanus
Lineage: Eukaryota; Metazoa; Chordata; Actinopteri; Cypriniformes; Cobitidae
Source: RefSeq, a predicted model, not a curated record